AUGAGCUUCAAGGGGUUCACCAAGAGCGUGACCCGGGCGCCGCAACAGUUUCGGGCCAAGUUCAAUCUUGGUGAGACUACCAAGGAUCCCAUCUACAUCGACGCCGAACGACGUUUCAAGGAGCUCGAGACAGAAACGAAGCGCUUGCACGAUGAGUCCAAGAAGUACUUCGAGUCCAUCAAUGGCAUGGUCAGCCACCAGAUCGAGUUCAGCAAGGCCAUGGCUGAGAUCUAUAAACCCAUCUCCGGUCGCAUGUCAGACCCCGACUCACUCGUAGUACACGGCAAUCCCGAAGGCAUUCAGGCAUGUGAAGAGUACGAGAGCAUCGUCAAGGAAUUGGGCGAGGCAUUAAAGCCCGAACUCGAGAUGAUCGACGCCAGAAUUAUCGCUCCUGCCAACGAGCUCUUGGACGUGAUCAAGGCAAUCAGGAAGACAGCUCUCAAACGCGACCAUAAGCAGCUUGAUUACGAUAGGCAUCGAGCGACUUUAAAAAAGCUACAGGACAAAAAAGAGAAGACGGCCAAGGACGAGAAGGCCAUAUGGAAAGCCGAGGGCGAUGUGGAGAAUGCGACACAAGAGUUCAACUACUUCAACGAUUUGUUAAAGGAUGAGCUACCCAAGCUUUUCAGACUCGAGCGCGAGUUCAUCCAGCCCUUGUUCCAGUCUUUCUACUACAUGCAGUUGAACAUCUUCUACACCAUGCAUGAGAAGAUGCAGGGCUGCGAUAUUGGAUACUUUGAUCUUACAUUAGAGCUUGAAGAGGGUUUCAACAUGAAGCGCGGCGAUAUCCUGGAGCAAGCUGAGAAGCUGUCCAUUGUAAAGUUCAAAACCACUGGCCAAAGAAGACCGCCCAAAUAUGGCAAACCGGCAGCUCUUUUGGGUAACUCGACUCGACCUGCAGCCAUAACUGCUGGGCCUUCUUCAGCACCAGCUUCGACAACACCACAAAUCACGUACGGCGAAGAUGCCGAGAACGAUGGAGUUGCUGCUCAUGCCCCUCCUCCUUAUUCUGCCACGACAAAGCCUGGGUUUGCGUCGCCCGCAUCUCCUGCUAUGAAGAGUCCGCUCUCCGGGGGACUGGCGGCGGCGGCAGCAGCAAAGAAGAAGCCCCCGCCACCCAAGCCCAAGCCUAAGGCUCUCAUGGGUGCGCCGGCGGGAGCUGAGAUGGUGACAGCGCUCUAUGAUUACUCGGCACAAGCCGAAGGAGACCUAAGUUUUAGAGCUGGCGACGUCAUCACGAUCGUCAGCAGAACAAGUAAUGACAACGAGUGGUGGACUGGAACAGCGCAUGGGAAGACGGGUCAAUUCCCAGGAAACUAUGUUCAGUUGGGUUAG
Messenger RNA from Truncatella angustata, 1335 nucleotides. Its product is annotated as BAR domain-containing protein. The coding region runs from base 1 to 1335 and encodes 444 amino acids. NCBI's taxonomy places the organism in Eukaryota, Fungi, Ascomycota, Sordariomycetes, Amphisphaeriales, Sporocadaceae. Gene Ontology annotation, molecular function: protein binding; lipid binding. The transcript is spliced from 3 exons. Gene Ontology annotation, biological process: endocytosis; plasma membrane tubulation; actin cortical patch localization. Gene Ontology annotation, cellular component: actin cortical patch; mating projection tip; medial cortex. The record is from RefSeq and is a predicted model, not a curated record.